Thecamonas trahens ATCC 50062 is the source of this 2700-nucleotide messenger RNA. RefSeq lists its product as uncharacterized. The transcript has a single exon. Gene Ontology annotation, molecular function: protein binding. Bases 1 to 2700 code for a protein of 899 amino acids. NCBI's taxonomy places the organism in Eukaryota, Apusomonadida, Apusomonadidae. The record is from RefSeq and is a predicted model, not a curated record.
AUGUUGUUGUGCAAAGAGUGCAAGCGGCGGCUCUCGCAGCGCGACUUCAACAAGCGCCAGCUGAACAAGCGCAAGAACAAGCAGCAGCCGACGUGCAUCGAGUGCCUGGAGCAACUGAAGAACGGCGGGAGCACGGCCAACAAUGGCGAUACCGCCGCACCGGCAAGUAGUGCCGCCGCUGCCGAACCCGUUGCAGCCUCAUCGUCCAAGAAAAGCUCGUCCGGCUCGGCCGCAAAGGCAUCGACAAAAGCGAGGGCACUCAAGCCGAGCCGAGCCAGGCCGGGCCGCGGCGUAGCCAACAAGGUCGAUGCCUUUGUGCAUGCGACGUUGACAAAGCUCGCGAGGGCACAUGCGACCUGGCACAGCCUCCUCGCCAACCACCAGUUUGCGGCCUUUGAGCGGUGCGCCGUCCGCUACGGCCCGCUCACCUUCCGCUUCCCGCUCAUCCUCAUGCACGCCUUCUCGCUGCUGGGCGAGGCGACUUCGCCGGAGGAGAUCGACCAGCUGAACCGGGAUUCAUGGAAGGCGCUCGUUGCAGCGCUCAAGAACAUCCAUGCGUGGUGCCCGUCGUACACUGACGCCAUCGACGAGCUCCAAGCCUCGCUCGACAAGCUGGCCUCGGACGAAGACGUUUACGCCAUGUUUCCCCAGCUUGACACGCUGCCCACCAAGUCGCAUGUCAUGAAUGUGCUCAACAACUGGGGCUUUAGUGUCUCGCGAGGCCAUGCGCUCUCGGGCAUCCGGGUUUUCUUCUCCCUCGCGCUUGUCUUCUCGCGCGUCAUCCCGUCAGAGGCCUGGGCCAGCCUGUCAUGGCCGGGCGAGGUGGGCGAAGCAAGCGAUGGCACUGUUGAUCCUCUCGUUCACGCUGAACUGGUUGCCAUCCGUGUUUCCGUCGAGGCCGAGGCCGAGGCGCAGGCCCGGGCUGCGCAGGAGAAGGCUGUCAGGCUGGCCGCCGAGGCCGAGGCCGCCCGCAUUGCUCGCAUCGAGGCCGAAGCCAAGGCGGCCACAGAGAACGACGCCAAGGCUGCGGCCCGCGACGCUGCUGCUGCCGAAGCCAAGGCCGUCACCCGAGCGAAGGCCGCCGCUGCCGCCGCCGAGGAGGCCGUCACUGCGGAUAUGAAGGCCAAGGCCGAGGCCGAGGCAAGGGCCGCGGCCGAGGCCGACGCAAGGGCCAAGGCCGAGGCCGAAGCGAGGGCCAAGGCCGAGGCCGAGGCCGCUGAAGCCAAGGCUGCUGCCUCUGCCGCUGAAGCCAAGGCUGCCGCCGCUGCCGCCGAGGCCGAGGCCAAGGCUGCGGCCAAGAUGCAGGCCGAACUCGAGGUCGAGGCCCAGUCCGCCGCUGAGGCCAAGGCUGCUGCGGAGGCCGAGGCCAAGGCCAAGGAUUUUGCGACCAAGAACAAGAUGUGCACGGUGUGCAAGGAGGUGAAGCACAAGUCGAAGUUUUCGCGGUCACAGUGGAGCAAGUCGUCGCGCAAGUGCCUCGACUGCGUUGCGCAGGUGCAGCUCUACCUCAACGUGUUCAAGGGCGUCCGCCUCACCAACGCUAUGAACAUGUUCUCGAAGCUCUCGCUGGCUGACGCGGUGACGGCCGGAAAGGCUGCGCUCAAGGCAGCGGCGAACGAGAAGUCGCCGUUCACCAUCUACCAGCGCAUCAUCUCGAGCUCAUGGGACAUGUCGCAAGACUCUACGGUCCGCAGUGCGCGGACGGAUAACGGGUACAACGCCAUGCACGCGGCAGCGGUGAGCGGCAACGUCCGCUACGUCAAGGCGCUGGCCGACAUGGGCGUCCGGCUCGACGUGGUCUCAAAGUCUGGCAUCACUCCGCUUGUGCUUGCGUUCUUCAACGUGGUGACCGAGGCCGGCAACCGCGAGGCUGUCGACGUCUUGCUGACCAUGCUCGAACUCGGGCCAAAGUGCGGUGGCGACAUCCACACUGCGUGCAUCGACUGCGGCGGCGCGAAAGUCUCGCUCGUCGAGCUGGCCUUUGCCUUGUUCCAGGCAAACCUCGCCUCAGUCCUCACCCAGUACGUCGUGGCGCCGCCGCUCUACACAGAGGAGCAGAGCAGCUCGCUCGCGACAACUGUCUUUACCACGCGGUGGGCGAUCCAGCUCCGGAUCUCGAUCGCGGCUCUCCGGAUCCCGGUUUCAAAACUCCUUGCCAAGAUCCAAGUCCUGCCCGAUUGGCAGACCGCGCUUGCCGAUUGCGUGGCCCAGCACUACGAGCUCCUCUCUACCCUGCUCACCUCGGUCGAGUCGUCGCCGGCCGAGUUCCAGCCGCAGCCUGUGGCGCUCGCAGAAAGCGAAUACGCGGUGGAUCUGUUUGUCCUCGCCUUUAAGCUCACCGCCGCCCUCGCCUUUCCACAUGCACAGCUCGGGCGGGCAGACCUGUUCUCGUCAGUGGUCUCUGCAGGCGAGGUGACGGCCGCUGAGGCCGUGGCCGUCGUCAUGGCUGGGCUCGGGAUUGCUGUUGAGACCAUGACUGAGCUGCCGAACGGAGCGAACAUGUCGAUUGUGUCGCGGGCCGUCAUCUCUGGCUCGCCCGACAUGGUCAAGUACAUCUUGGAGCUGCCUGGCGUGGAUCUGUCGAUGACAGAUGCGUUUGGCUCGCCAGCUGCGUUUGCCAAGGGUGUGUCGAUGGAAGCCGAGGUCAAGGACGCCAUGUUGGCGGAGCUGAGCGCUGCGAGCGCUUCCGCCAGCACGUAG